Molecule: messenger RNA, 1173 nt
Organism: Populus nigra (black poplar)
Lineage: Eukaryota; Viridiplantae; Streptophyta; Magnoliopsida; Malpighiales; Salicaceae
Exons: 2
Coding region: 253-1032 (259 amino acids)
Source: RefSeq, a predicted model, not a curated record
CGGUGCGUGGUCUCUUGAAUUUUUGAAUUUUCAGUCUCCCCUGCAUCUAGUGAUAAAUUCAGUAGUACAUGCACAAAGUCUCCCUUGGCAAGAAGAAAGAACAAUCUUCUUACCUCUCUUACAUUUUAUCAUAAACAAGCAGACAACUUGAAGCUUAAGCAAAAAAAGAUUAUUCCUUUCUUACAUCAUUAACUACUUAAACAAACAGUUCUUUGAAACACGAACACAAGAAACCAUACUUGUUUUGUUUUUAUGGAUUUCCAAAAGAAGAGGGUUCUGUUUCUUGUCUUUAUAGUUGGAACCAUUGCUCUUAGCAUCACAGCUGAAAAAUGUAGGCAGCUGGUUGGGGAUGAUUAUUCAUCCCAGAGUGGGAAGUUUACAAUCUUUAACUGCUUUGACAUGGGAUCUGGAACCCUAGCAUGUGCGGUGAAAGAAGGUGUAAAACUUUAUUUCUACAAUAUCAGAUCUUCUCACGUUGAGAGGGCGAGAAAUCUUGCAAUUGAGCGUUCAUUACUUGAUACAAUAGGACAGGGAAUGCCUGCACAAGAUGUGGCAAAAACAGCACAGAAAGAAGGGGCAAAGGCAGCGAAGCUGGCGAAGCGGCAAACAAAACGCAUCAUAGGUCCUGUUAUUUCUUCUGGAUGGGACUUUUUUGAAGCUCUUUAUUAUGGUGGUACAGUGACAGAAGGUUUCCUCAGGGGCAGUGGAACCUUGGUUGGUGCCUACGCUGGAGGUUUUUUUGGUGAGGAAAGGCUUGGACGUGUUGGUUAUCUUGUUGGCAGUCACCUUGGCAGUUGGGUUGGAGGUAGGAUAGGACUAAUGGUUUACGAUGUGGUUAAUGGAGUUCAUUACUUGCUUCAGUUUGUUCAAGGAGAAGAUGGUGAAGUUCAUGAAACUCCAACUUAUGAGAAUUUUGAAGUUUCGGAGGACUCUCAAGGAUACACAAGUUACCAGGCUUCUGAGGAUUCUAAAGUGCAUGAAUCUCCUCCUGAAGAAAGUUCCGAAUCAUUUGAACAUUCUGAGUUCAGGUGAAUACAUAGGGACAAUAUUUGAUUAUUUCCCCUUUGUGGGUAAGAUGCAUCGAGCUAGAUGAAAUGUAAACAACAUUUAGUGACUCAGUUGAGAUUGUGUAUAAAUAUAUGGUACUAUGAUCAAAUUCAUUUUCUUCAAGCA